Molecule: messenger RNA, 783 nt
Organism: Symbiodinium sp. CCMP2592
Lineage: Eukaryota; Dinophyceae; Suessiales; Symbiodiniaceae
Source: the annotation of a GenBank genome assembly
AUGCUCGGGCGACAGGCCGAAGCACGUGCAAGCUGGGGCAGAGCCCUAGAACUGCACUCGGAGCAGGGUUUGUCGCCUUCGAGCUUUCUGGUGCCGGUGGUGGAGGGCGAGGAGGCGUAUCGCCGCUUUCGAGCCCAGGAGGCCGCAGCUUUCGGAGCAGCGCUGGCUGCCGAGGCCCCGACCUUCGCCGCUUCUCUGUCUGCUGCGCUGGCGGACCUUCGGCGGCUGGAGAACGACCCGGCGUGGCUUGUUCGCUGGGCUUCCGAGCGCACGGACGUCUGUGCCGGGUCCUGUCCCUACACGCGGUUGACUUUCGAUGAAUGGCAAGCCAUGGCCCAGCGCCCGGCCCUCCGCGCCGCGCGCGGCGGCGUGCUGCUGACGCUGGGCUCGGGUCUGGGUGAGGACUGCAUUUUCGCACUGGCUUUCGGAUUUUCCCGCUGCCUGCUCUUCGACAUCCUGUGCGAGUCCAUGGUGGCAUCCGCCAAAGACAUCGCAGAGCGCCACGGCUACGCUGAGCGCAUGGAGUACCGAUGUGCGGAUGUCAAGCGUCUUGACAGCUUUGGCGAAGCAUCUCUUGUUCGAAUACCACAGGGGCCGGCCUGUGAUCUGGAUUGCCGCCGCUCCUUGCACCGGAGGCUUUCCCUCGAGAUGGCACCCGGUGCUCUCUUGGCCUCAGCAUCGCUCCCGCUGGCCGAUGGGCUGCAGGUCGUGGACAAGUUCGUUGUCAAGCAUCAGUACGAGGAGUAUCCCUCAGAGGUCUUCAUCUUGCAGAAGUCGGCAUGA